GGGAGGAACAUGCACGGUACGGUAAAGUAGCCGACAAGGCCUAGGCACUGUAACACCUCGGCUCGGCUUCUGCUCGACAACCCCCGGUCUUGUCGUCAUGGGGGGAAUUUAGCAUGGGCCCGCACAACCCCAUAUGAGAUCCAAUGUGAUGCGCUGAGACGAGCUGAACUGCGUGGUCCCUUUUUGCUUCUAUCACCUGUAACAAACGAAAGUUCACUUCACCCAACCGUAACUCGACCAACCCACCAGCAAAUCGACCGAUAGACCCCCAAUUAAGUACCCGAAACUUAACGAUCGCCCUCAUCCUCAUGCGCAUGCAUCAAGUCAAAUGACCGACUCGAGCUUCGUCCAAGCCCAACGCCGCGUUGCUGCGCGUCGCCAAACCCGUGAAGCCGAAGCCGCCGCUCGCAUCGCUGCACAGCGGCAAUCUUCUCGACCAAGAGCAAACCUCGAGCGCUUGCCUUACCCCCUAAAUCGCAUAGGAUCUGCCUGGGAUGCUGUGUCGACAAGGGAGGGCACGCGCCCUGCAUUUCGAGUAGGACAAGUCGAUGCCGAAUUACUCGAUGUAGAGCUCUUGGACAUUCUCAAGGACCAGGUUUGCGAGGGUCUCAAAUACUUUGGUGGAGGGCAUCUGCAUGAUGACUGGUCAGCUGAAAUUAUGCUAGCUCUGAGGGCGAUGCUUUUCAAACUCACUGUCUGGGACCACGAUGCCACAUAUGGAGCGGCUCUCCAGAACCUCAAAUACACUGACGCCAGAAACGACGGGCUUAUCCUCAAAGCACCCUCAAAGGUGCAGAAAUCGCUUUAUGGACUCGUCACAGUAUUUGGAAACUAUGCUUGGACGAGAUGGGAGGACUGGCUUCUGGAGCAUGACGAUGGAUACGACGAGCCAAGUCCCCGACUAAAGCGACUAUCGAAACUGACAUCUGCCCUUUCAACUGUUCACUCAGCAGCAGCAUGUGCCUCGUUUCUUGUCUUCUUACUGCACGGACGAUACCGAACACUACUUGAUAGAAUCCUCAGAAUGAGACUUGCGCCACCCACAAGCCAAGUAAGCAGAGAGGUCUCAUUCGAGUAUCUCAACAGGCAACUUGUCUGGCAUGCCUUCACCGAGUUUUUGCUUUUCGUGCUACCCCUAAUCGGAAUCCAGCGAUGGCGACGCUGGCUGACCAGGACAUGGCGGAAAACAAAAGACAUUAUCAGAACGGGACCUCAAGAAGAAGGCAAGGCUAAUGGUGAAUAUGCGUUUCUCCCUGAGAGAACAUGCGCAAUUUGCUACCAGGACCAGAAUACAGCAACUUCUGAGAACGAAGUAAUGGCAGCAGCAGCAGCAUCUAGUGGUGUUAUUGGUUCAGCCCAAACAGACAUAACCAAUCCAUAUGAGACAAUACCUUGUGGGUGUGUAUACUGUUUCGUUUGCUUGGCUACUCGCCUGGAGAGAGAAGAAGGCGAGGGCUGGACCUGUCUACGUUGCGGUGAGCAUGUCAAAGAAUGCAAGCCUUGGAGUGGUGACUUGGUCGAGCCGUCUGCAAAGCAUGCUUCAGCCAAGACGGUGGCCUUCUCAGAUGAUAUUACUGGGGGUGUGCUUGUAGAUGAGCAGGAUGAGGAGUCGUUCGUAGAGAGUCUGAGCACAACCUCAGAGUAGAGUCAGUUAGAAAAGGCGUUAAUCUGUGGCGUUGAUGGACAUGUAUGGAUAGUUAUAUUUUGUAAUAUCACACGCA
Molecule: messenger RNA, 1721 nt
Organism: Fusarium redolens
Lineage: Eukaryota; Fungi; Ascomycota; Sordariomycetes; Hypocreales; Nectriaceae
Product: Pex12 amino terminal region-domain-containing protein
Exons: 1
Coding region: 329-1645 (438 amino acids)
Biological process (GO): protein import into peroxisome matrix
Cellular component (GO): peroxisomal membrane
Molecular function (GO): zinc ion binding
Source: RefSeq, a predicted model, not a curated record